Molecule: messenger RNA, 1089 nt
Organism: Cololabis saira (Pacific saury)
Lineage: Eukaryota; Metazoa; Chordata; Actinopteri; Beloniformes; Belonidae
Gene: rpl5a
Product: ribosomal protein L5a
Exons: 8
Coding region: 118-1014 (298 amino acids)
Biological process (GO): ribosomal large subunit assembly; translation
Cellular component (GO): ribosome; cytosolic large ribosomal subunit
Molecular function (GO): structural constituent of ribosome; 5S rRNA binding
Source: RefSeq, a predicted model, not a curated record
GCGGCAGGGGGCGCUGUUGCUACGGAAACCAUAUAUUCUGCCGGAAAUAGGACGCUACAUCCGGGUUACAGGAGUUCCUCCACGGUGGAAGAGGAAGGAGAGCGAUAACACGCGAAAAUGGGGUUCGUGAAAGUGGUGAAAAGCAAGGCCUACUUCAAAAGAUAUGAAGUGAAGUUCAGGAGGAGGAGAGAGGGGAAGACGGACUUCUUCGCCCGGAAGCGGCUGGUGGUGCAGGACAAGAACAAGUACAACACCCCCAAAUACCGCAUGAUCGUCCGGUUCAGCAACAGGGACAUCUGCUGUCAGAUCGCCUAUGCCAGGAUCGAGGGGGACCAGAUCGUGUGUGCGUCCUACUCCCACGAGCUGCCCAAGUACGGCAUCAGCGUGGGCCUCACCAACUAUGCGGCCGCCUACUGCACCGGGCUGCUGCUGGCCCGCAGGCUGCUGCACAAGUUUGGCAUGGACCAGGUGUACGAGGGCCAGGUGGAGGUGACGGGGGACGAGUUCAACGUGGAGAGCGUGGACGGGCAGCCGGGCGCGUUCACCUGCUACCUGGACGCAGGUCUCGCCAGGACCACCACGGGGAACAAGGUGUUUGGAGCCUUGAAAGGGGCAGUCGACGGCGGGCUGGCCAUCCCUCACAGUCUGAAACGCUUCCCCGGUUACGACCCAGAGAGCAAAGAGUUCAACGCAGAGGUGCAUCGGAAACACAUCAUGGGCAUGAACGUGGCCGACUACAUGUCCUACCUGAUGGAGGAGGAUGAGGACGCCUACAAGAAGCAGUUCUCUCGGUUCAUCAAGAACGGAGUCGCACCAGACGCGGUAGAAGAAAUGUACAAAAAAGCACACGCCUCCAUCAGAGCGAACCCUGUUCACGAGAAGAAGCCAAAGAAAGACGUCAAGAAGAAGAGGUGGAACCGCGCCAAGUUAUCUUUGCAACAGAGGAAGGACCGCGUCGCCCAGAAGAAGGCCAGCUACUUACGAGCACAAGAACAAGAGGCAGACGAGGGUUAGGAGUGUGGUGCAGCGGCGUCGCGCUGCAAGCAUGCAACACACAUCACAGACUAAUAAAUUUAUUACAAAUGCAAA